Messenger RNA from Haliotis rufescens (red abalone), 459 nucleotides. RefSeq names its product fucolectin-3-like. NCBI's taxonomy places the organism in Eukaryota, Metazoa, Mollusca, Gastropoda, Lepetellida, Haliotidae. The transcript has 4 exons. The record is from RefSeq and is a predicted model, not a curated record. Bases 52 to 459 code for a protein of 135 amino acids.
CUGGCUCGGUGUGAUUCAGGUUAUGUGAGAACAGUACCUGGCCUGUGUAAGAUGUGUUUUGUUAUCUAUCUUCUCGUGAUCAUGCACGCUGUGUCUGUCACAGCUGCACAAGGAUCAAGUUGCCACUACAAGAAUGGAUGCAGUCCUCUCCCUGAUGUGUGUUCAGUGCCACCUCCUGUUUGUGUGACAGACUGGUUUGGACACUACUGUCAAAUGCAUAACAUCGCACGUGGUAAAACUGCCAGUCAGAGCAGCACGUGGUCAGACACUACUGGUACAUAUGAUGCCAGUAAAGCUGUUGAUGGGGAUGUCACCACACACUUUGAUCAUGGGAGUUGUUCACACACAAAUGGCGGGCCUGCAAGCUGGCAAGUUCUCCUUGGUGGAACGUUCCUAAUCAGCCGGAUAACGAUCUAUCUCCGUGAUGACAGUAAGUUAUGUUACCUAGCGUUUGAUUAA